This is a messenger RNA of Pseudocercospora fijiensis CIRAD86, 1402 nucleotides long. RefSeq lists its product as uncharacterized. The record is from RefSeq and is a predicted model, not a curated record. The coding region runs from base 237 to 800 and encodes 187 amino acids. NCBI's taxonomy places the organism in Eukaryota, Fungi, Ascomycota, Dothideomycetes, Mycosphaerellales, Mycosphaerellaceae. The transcript has 5 exons.
CGACACACUCUGCUAUGAGCACGAAUCACGCAGAAUGCGCGCCAUCUCGUUCAGAUGAUGCAGCCGAAACGCAGGGAAAAUAUGUGAAGAACCGCAUCACGAUCGCCAUGCUAGCAAACACAGCAAGGCCCUCACUCUGGGCAUAUGCUGAAUCAAAAGACUCAACCGGCGAGAACAAAGGGUAGCAAUCAAGCCGUGGCAUACUGAGUCGGUGAUAAUGUGGCUUAUUUCUGCCUAUGAACGCUCAAGCAUUUCAAGCCGACGAUCCCGGAUUCUCCUACACCACUCUCUCCGCACAUGGAGUAUUCAGCGCCAACGAUCGAGACUACCUCAAGCUGUUCCACAACGGGAUCGUGUGCGAUGGCAAGCGCUGUCGCACGAGCAAACCCCAUAUAGCAGACUUCGAUCUGUGCCUCUCCUGCGCUCGGGACAAGGGAAAUGGCCAUAAUGCUUCACAUGAGUUCUUCAGGUGUGUGGUUCCUCCAAAAAUUGCGGAUCCCAUCGUAGCAGAGCGGAAAUCUCGAGAUAGUGAUCCAGCGUCUAUCAUUCAAAAGGGCGACCGGUGUGUCGACACGAAGACUGGCGAGCGCAAGGAAGCUGGGGAAUUGCUUGAAGAUAUGAUCUCAGCUCGCGAUGGAAGCCAUCAGGAAACUACUCAUGAAACCGGAGACAGCAGCGAUUGGCAUUCGACGAGACGAAAAACCUGGACAUCAAGCACGAUCACAACAGUCAAGCCGCAAGCCAAAGGCAAGGCGAGGAAAAGCAUAGAAACUGCUAAGGCGAAUGGUAACACGGAGUAAGUUGUCCAUCGGACAGAGACGAUAAAUCAGAGCGUCGCAACGCCAUCGAUAAACCUAGACAAAAAUCUUAAUAGCCUCUUCAAAGUCCCCAUCAAUCAUCUUCAUCACUUCCUCGCCACCAGGCCGCUCACUCUCCGGCGCCUUGGCCACCAACGCUUUCCCAAGCUCAUUCGUCAACUUCCUCAAAUCCCCCAUAUCGCCAGACACAGUACUCUGCAAACCCGCCGCCGCCAACUUCUCCUUCUUCUCCUUGAGGCUCGCCAUGCAAGCCGCGAUAUUCGGCUCCAAGAUAUCUCGAACGUAAGCCGUGAUAUUCCUGGCCUCUUCCUCGCUCACAACUUCGCUGGCAUUGGCGUCGCAAAUGGUAUUCUUAAUGUCUCGUCCGAGUUUGGCUUCGUCGCUGGAGAUGCUUGCUGCUGCCAGGAGACCUCCUGAGUAGGCUUUCAGAGUGGCCGUGAGUUUUUGGACCGAGGCAUUGAUGGUUUCGAGAUUGUGUUGUGAUGAGGCUGCAUCGCGGGGCGUGAGUGCUGCUUUGGCGGAAGCUGCGAGCUGGCUGAACUUGGAGAGUCUCAACAUCGUGGCUUGAAGUACGACUUGGAGCG